AUGCUCGCUAAGGUCAUAUUCUUUGCUGCCAUCCUGGCUUUAGCCUCGUGUCAAUACAAUGCUGGCUACGGAUAUAAUAGGUACACGAGUAUCGGGUACAGAACACCCGCUGGUGUCAUCCAACAUCAACCCGUACAAUACUCAGGAUACAAUGGCAACCAGCAAAAUUACUAUACAGCCCCACACUAUUCGUUCGAGUACUCCGUAAAUGACCCUCACACUGGUGACAUCAAGUCCCAGCACGAGGCACGCGAAGGUGACGCGGUGCGCGGCGCUUACAGUCUUCACGAGUCCGAUGGCACUGUCAGAACUGUUGAGUACACCGCCGAUGCGCACAACGGGCAGCAUUUUGAGCUGCAAAGCGAGAAAAAUAACGAUUUGCAAUUGAUUUACGAGUAUCUUAAAGAUAACUGUACAUUUCAGACGCAUCCCAAAUACGAGUUUGACUACAAAGUGGAAGAUCAUCACACAGGCGACAUCAAAUCGCAGCAUGAGCACCGCGACGGUGAUGCUGUGAAGGGGGGCUAUUCGCUGCAUCAGCCCGAUGGUUCCGUCAGACAUGUUGACUAUCAUGGUGAUCACCACAGCGGG
Molecule: messenger RNA, 591 nt
Organism: Iphiclides podalirius (scarce swallowtail)
Lineage: Eukaryota; Metazoa; Arthropoda; Insecta; Lepidoptera; Papilionidae
Source: the annotation of a GenBank genome assembly